AACAAGAAUAAGAAUUUUCCUUUCUCCCAAACAGACCAAAGCAGCUGGCACCACUCUCCCCUUUGCACAAUCCUUCAUUUAUUUUUGAGAAAAGGAAAAUCAGAAAACAAGUGUCAGCGCAGCGGUGAUGAUGGAUGAGUAGAUCUGAAUGCACUAUUCUCACUCGUCAAUGUAAUUUUCAAGCUUCGUCUCCCUUUUGAAAUUUGGGAACUUUGAGCUGGAGAUUUAGGUUUUGUGUUUUGGUAUCAGUAAUGGUGUUUUGGGAGGGAUAUGUGAGUGAUGAAGCAAUGGGCACAUUUGCCCCGAUUGUGGUUUACUGGUUGUAUGCUGGAUUUUAUCAGCUUUUGCCGCCAUUGGAUAAGUUCCGGUUGCAUACCAGGAAAGAGGAGGAAGAGAAGAAUUCCGUGCCGCUCUCCUCUGUGAUUAAGGGUGUUUUGCUUCAACAGCUGGUUCAAGCAACAGUUGCUCAAUUGCUCUUCCUGUUAACCUCAAAGUUUGAUGCCUCCGCAACCCCAAUCCAGCCUUCCAUUCCUAUGCAAAUUGUGCAAAUUAUUGUCGCAAUGUUCACAAUGGAUACAUGGCAGUAUUUUGUGCAUCGUUACAUGCAUCAAAACAAGUUUUUGUACCGUCAUGUUCACUCCCAACAUCAUAGGCUGGUUGUUCCUUAUGCGAUUGGGGCUCUUUACAAUCAUCCACUUGAGGGUCUGCUGCUUGAUACUUUUGGUGGGGCCAUUUCUUUCCUUGUCUCAGGAAUGACUGCAAGGACAGCUGUAAUUUUCUUCUGCUUUGCUGUGACUAAAACCGUGGAUGAUCAUUGUGGAUUAUGGUUGCCAGGCAAUAUCUUUCAUAUUUUCUUUCAGAAUAACACUGCUUAUCACGACAUCCACCACCAACUUCAAGGCACGAAGUACAACUACUCCCAGCCAUUCUUCUCCAUAUGGGAUAGGCUUCUGGGAACUUACAUGCCUUACACUCUUGUGAAGCGAGCUGAAGGAGGUUUCGAGGCAAGGCUGAAAAAGGACUAGUUCCAUUCUGAUGAUUUGUCUAGUGUAAUACGUAUGGCUUUUAGUCCGCACGGGAAAUAUAAUUUUUGCUGGGGUUGUGCCAUUCCUGGGAAGUUGAAUCAGAGUCGUUUGUUUGAGGAUUUAAUCCUAGCAUUCUAGCAGGAUUGACUGGGGUUGUUCAUCCCCUUUUCUAGUUGUGCUAGACACUGGACAGUGUUGUGCCUGGUUGAUUAGAGAAUUUCACCGACCGGUAAUGUGAAAUGUAAUUGUGCUAUUGUUGAUCUGUAGCAUAUUGGUUUUGUUCUUCGGUUGUGUUGGGAUCAUAUGAAUUGCCUUUGUAUUCAAUCUUUAAUUGCUUUGAGUCCUGAUCAAGUUUAUUGUU
Rubroshorea leprosula is the source of this 1386-nucleotide messenger RNA. NCBI's taxonomy places the organism in Eukaryota, Viridiplantae, Streptophyta, Magnoliopsida, Malvales, Dipterocarpaceae. The record is from the annotation of a GenBank genome assembly.